UGGGUGUGGGGCGCCCGGGCCGGCCCGGGACGCGGGCUGGGGAGGCUACCCGGGCGGCGACGCCCCGUUGCCCAAAGUGUUUUCGUUGUUCCAGGGUGAGGAUGAUUUUACACAACAACUCGGAGUUCUUUAGUUGAAAGCUUGUGCCCUGUUGAGACAGGCAUUUUGAUUUGCUGUCUUUUUACAGCAUGGACACCAAAUUGCUAAAAACAUACUUUGGGACUGCCAGUGAAUCUGUCUUUUGCGUUUUUCCGACAAACUUACUAGUGGUUCAUUUUUUUGAGUUCAUGUUCUGAAGUUACUAUCACAAUGAGUUCAGGCUUAUGGAGCCAAGAAAAAGUUACUUCACCCUACUGGGAAGAGCGGAUUUUUUAUUUGCUUCUUCAAGAAUGCAGUGUCACAGACAAACAGACACAGAAGCUCCUUAAAGUACCAAAGGGGAGCAUAGGACAGUAUAUCCAAGACCGCUCUGUGGGGCACUCAAGGGUUCCUUCUGCAAAAGGCAAGAAAAAUCAGAUUGGAUUAAAAAUCCUAGAGCAACCUCAUGCAGUUCUCUUUGUUGACGAAAAGGAUGUUGUAGAAAUAAAUGAAAAAUUCACAGAGUUACUGUUGGCAAUUACCAACUGUGAGGAGAGGCUUAGCCUGUUUAAAAACAGAAGCCGGCUGAGUAAAGGCCUGCAGGUGGACGUGGGCUGCCCUGUGAAGGUACAGCUGAGGUCUGGGGAAGAGAAGUUCCCAGGAGUCGUGCGCUUCAGAGGACCCUUGCUAGCAGAGAGGACAGUGUCAGGCAUAUUCUUUGGAGUAGAAUUGCUGGAAGAAGGUCGUGGUCAAGGUUUCACUGAUGGGGUGUAUCAAGGGAAACAGCUUUUUCAGUGUGAUGAAGACUGUGGUGUGUUUGUUGCGUUGGACAAGCUGGAAAUCAUAGAAGAUGAUGACAAUGGAUUGGAAAGUGAUUAUGCAGGCCCAGUGGACACCAUGCAGGUUGAACUUCCCCCUUUGGAAAUAAACUCCAGAGUUUCUUUGAAGGUUGGAGAAACUAUAGAAUCUGGAACAGUUAUAUUCUGUGAUGUUUUGCCAGGAAAAGAGAGCUUAGGAUAUUUUGUUGGUGUGGACAUGGAUAACCCUAUUGGCAACUGGGAUGGAAAAUUUGAUGGAGUACAGCUUUGUAGUUUUGCAAGUGUGGAAAGUACAAUUCUUUUGCACAUCAAUGAUAUCAUCCCAGCUUUAUCAGAUAGCGUGACACAAGAAAGGAGGCCUCCCAAACUUUCCUUUAUGUCAAGAGGUGUUGGGGACAAAGGUUCAUCCAGUCAUAAUAAACCAAAGGCUACAGGAUCUACCUCAGACCCUGGAAUCAGAAACAGAUCUGAAUUAUUUUAUACCUUAAAUGGGUCUUCAGUUGACUCACAACCACAAUCCAAAUCAAAAAAUACAUGGUACAUUGAUGAAGUUGCAGAAGACCCUGCAAAGUCACUAACAGAGUUAUCGCCAGACUUUGGACAUUCUUCACCACCACUGCAGCCUCCUUCCAUGAACUCCUUAUCCAGUGAGAAUAGAUUUCACUCUCUACCAUUCAGCUUGACAAAGAUGCCUAAUACCAAUGGAAGCAUUGGUCACAGUCCACUUUCUCUGUCAGUUCAGUCUGUGAUGGGAGAGCUGAACAAUGCACCUGUCCAGGAGAGUCCGCCCUUGCCCAUGUCUUCUGGCAACUCACAUGGUCUGGAAGUGGGCUCCCUGGCUGAAGUUAAAGAGAACCCUCCUUUCUAUGGGGUCAUUCGUUGGAUUGGUCAGCCCCCAGGACUGAAUGAAGUACUAGCUGGACUGGAGCUGGAAGAUGAAUGCGCAGGCUGUACAGAUGGAACCUUUAGGGGCACUCGGUAUUUCACCUGUGCCCUGAAGAAGGCGCUGUUUGUUAAACUGAAGAGCUGCAGGCCUGACUCGAGGUUUGCGUCCCUGCAGCCUGUUUCCAAUCAGAUAGAACGCUGUAACUCUUUAGCCUUUGGAGGAUACUUAAGUGAAGUGGUAGAAGAAAAUACUCCACCAAAAAUGGAAAAAGAAGGUUUGGAGAUAAUGAUUGGAAAGAAGAAAGGUAUCCAGGGUCAUUACAAUUCUUGUUACUUAGACUCGACCUUAUUCUGCUUAUUUGCUUUUAGUUCUGUUCUGGAUACUGUGUUACUUAGACCCAAAGAAAAGAAUGAUGUAGAAUAUUAUAGUGAAACUCAAGAGCUAUUGAGGACAGAAAUCGUUAAUCCUCUGAGAAUAUAUGGAUAUGUAUGUGCCACAAAAAUUAUGAAACUAAGGAAAAUACUUGAAAAAGUUGAGGCUGCAUCAGGAUUCACCUCUGAAGAAAAAGAUCCUGAAGAAUUCUUAAAUAUUCUAUUUCAUCAUAUUUUAAGAGUAGAACCAUUAUUAAAAAUAAGAUCAGCAGGUCAAAAAGUACAAGAUUGUUACUUCUAUCAAAUUUUUAUGGAAAAAAAUGAGAAAGUUGGCGUCCCUACAAUCCAGCAAUUGUUAGAAUGGUCUUUUAUCAACAGUAACCUGAAAUUUGCAGAGGCACCAUCAUGUCUGAUUAUUCAGAUGCCUCGAUUUGGAAAAGACUUUAAACUAUUUAAAAAAAUUUUUCCUUCUCUGGAAUUAAAUAUAACAGAUUUACUUGAAGACACUCCCAGGCAGUGCAGGAUCUGUGGAGGACUUGCAAUGUACGAGUGUAGAGAGUGCUACGACGACCCCGACAUCUCAGCCGGGAACAUCAAGCAGUUCUGUAAAACCUGCAACACUCAAGUCCACCUUCAUCCCAAGAGGUUGAAUCACAAAUAUAACCCAGUGUCACUUCCCAAAGAUUUACCUGACUGGGACUGGAGACAUGGCUGCAUCCCCUGCCAGAAGAUGGAGUUAUUUGCUGUUCUCUGCAUAGAAACAAGCCACUAUGUUGCUUUUGUGAAGUAUGGGAAGGACGAUUCUGCCUGGCUCUUCUUUGACAGCAUGGCUGAUCGGGAUGGAGGUCAGAAUGGCUUCAACAUUCCUCAAGUGACGCCCUGCCCGGAGGUGGGAGAAUACUUGAAGAUGUCUCCGGAGGAUCUGCAUUCCUUGGACUCCAGAAGAAUCCAAGGCUGUGCACGCAGACUUCUUUGUGAUGCAUACAUGUGCAUGUACCAGAGUCCAACCAUGAGCUUGUACAAGUAGCUGAGUCAUCCGGAGAGGUGAAGAGACUGCGCGUACAUUCCAGGGUUGCUCCUGCUCGCUGGGGCUUCUGUUCAGCGUCCAUUGCCGGCAGUGGGCGUCUUUGUGGGGAUGGUCUUCAGAAAAGGAUUUGUGUGUUUCCAAACCAACUGCUUUUGUGUUACUGAAGUAUUUAAUAAGAAGCAUUUUGCACUCUAGAAAGUACAUUUGUGUUGGUUUUUUAAGAAGUCUAAAUGAAGUUAUUAUUACCUGAAGCUUUAAGUUAAGUGCAUUGAUCAUAUGGUAUUUUUUGGAAGCAUAAAAUUUUAAUUGUGACAGUUUAAAAACCUAUUUUAGUCCAUUGAGAAUGUAAAUAAAUGUUUCUUCUUUAUGGACCAAGGAUAUGAAAUCAUUUUUCCUUUGUAGCUAACAGAUGCCUUGAGGAAGAAAUAAUUUUGUUUUAUUAAGAGUCUACUUUCAAUCCAGUUGUUAAAGAUGUACUGAGUUUGACUUGUUAACUCUUUCCUAUACAGUGCUGAUUCUUGCAUGUCUGCAAUCUGCUGAGUUUCUGUGUUUCUGCAAUAGUGGUCAGAAAAAUACUGAAAUUCCUUUAAUGGCGUUGUUUUCUAUUUGUUCUGUUUUUGAGAUCAGUGAGUGAUUUUGUCAUAAAAUGUCCAUUUUUGAUGUGAUUUUCUUGGAGGAUUUGAGUAGUCCAGUUGAAGCUCUUCAGUCAUAGGAAUAACUGUCAAUUAGCAGGGUGCAUGUCUGUGUGUGAGUGUGUGUGUGUGUGUGUGUGUGUGUGUGUGUGUGUGUGAGUGAUUCUAUUUUAUGAAACAGGGCAUGGUAAAUUUUAUGAAAGGAUUGGAAUGAUAAGUAAAUGAUAUAUUUCUGUGCAAUUAUAUAGUCCAUAAGAAAAUAAAAUUGGCAUAUAGAAUUACUCAUUAACAUUUCCCCAGAGACAUUAUUAGAUAUGUAAACCUUUAUUAUUUUAAAUAAGAGGUUAUUUUAAAUAAACCUCUAUUAUUUUAAAUAAGAAUUAUUUUAAGUAUGAUCAGUCAGACUUAGUUUGGUUUGAUUUCACUUGAGAUAAUGACAGUUAUUAAUCAUAUUUUAUUGCAAGGUUAGCAGCAGCUUUAUCCUCCUUCUGAUUAAUUAAAUAGAAAAUGGAUGUUUUCUUAGGUACUCUCCAUAGUGUGUGUAGACCACAGUGGAUGUUGUAGACUAGAACAAUAGAUUAUAAAUGUUAAUACUGUGGAAUGUGUAUUCUCUGAGUGUUUUUUGUGGUAUUUGUCUUUCUGGGAUAACUUCCUUUUUUUGCAGAAAGACAGAAAAGAUGUCAUAUAUAUAGCAAAUGACUUUUAAAAUACUUAAUGUCAAAAAAGUGGAGUCUUCACAAACCAUGCAGUUAGUUAUUUUUAAAGGUACUUUACCUUUUAGUUUUAUCAUUCCAUUUUGCUAGUGUUCAUCAGCUUUAUAAAUCAUAAGAAGGUACAGAAUCUCUCUCAUUUCUUAAUGAAAAUGUAGACACAUUUUGUACCAGGCUUUGUACAGCUGUGUGCUUAGGUCAGGGUGAGGUGGUGACUGGAGGAGCACAGAGGUGAGGGUUUCCGCAGGCUGGCCUGCCGACAUCACCCUUGGCAUGAGUGAGGGUCGUGGAAUGGCAUCCACGCUGUCUUCUAGCUCUGACCAUCUUGAGUUCAGUCACCCUGUAGCAAUUGGCAUUUAAUGAAAAAAUGGAGCCUGUCAGCAUGAUUUGAAAGGUCAUGAUUCUGGAAGAAUGGGUAGGAAUCUCUAUCUGGGUAAGAUUGGAUUUAACAACUACCGUUGAAAAUCCAAGCUGAGGAAGAUCGAGUGCAAGGUAGAAGACUCAAAGACUUGUUUGGGUGCUUGCAUGGUUUCAUGGCUUGGUCGUGGAGGCUCCUUUAAGUGGGAAUGCCCUUAACCACGAGGCCAGCUGGGGCACUUCUUCCGUUACCUGUCCCUUCCCUUCUCAUCCUUCUUGUUUCUUGUGUUGGCAGACAUGGUUUGUUAGGGGUACAAUCAGGGCUGGACUCCAGGGCAUAGAUGGCUGAUAUGUCUAUUGAUUUAUUUAACUUUCAGUCUUAAGUCCCUUUUAAUAUUUCCUUAAACAUUAAGUGUUUUAAUUAUCCUUUUUCUUUUCAGAUGUACAUUCAAAAUUACAAUAUAGCAGAAUCACUUCCUUUAUAACAUGGUUCAUAAUCUAUAGUUGCAAUUAGAAAAUAUAACAAAUCAUGUUCCUCCACCUCCAAAUAAAUAUGUGUGUGUGUGUGUAUGUGUGUGUGUGUGUGUGUGUGUCUGUCUGUUUAUAGAAGGGGAAGAGAGAGAGAGAGAGAGAAGCAACCAUGUUAAUAAUAUAGAGACUAAGUGUAUCCCAUUCCUCAUUAUCAGCUUUAUAAAGGAGUCUGACUCCAUCCAUAAAAGAAUGUCUCCUAAGACUGGGAAAACACAGAAACAGUUACAAAAAUCAGCAUAAUAUAGUCGUUAUAAGAAUUUUCUCCUUAGAACAGUUUAGAAUUUUUGUAACUUGUAUUUGUCAAAUGCUUAGGUAAAUGACCAGGUUCUUCCUAUCCUUUAGUUACAUUUAUGUAUUUUCAUAUAUGUCAUUUGAGAAUAAGCAUGAGACAGUGAUUACUCUUAUGGCACUUGUAUUGUCACUCAAAUUCCUGGUUAUUUAAAUGUGUCCUCUUCAUAAAUCCAGGAGUUACUCCCCUGCUUGACUGGAUUGGCUGGAUCUCAAUAUCCAUCUAGGUCCUUUUGUAUCUAUUUGGAUGACUGGAGACAGAGAUGUGAGUGCAGUAUUCAACAUGAGGCCUUAGUUGAGUGACUGCCAUCAACAGUAUUUUGGAACAUUGAUUUGAUGCCUAGGAUUGUGUCACAGGGCACGUGAGGCCCAGUCCCUGCCCCCAAACAGCUUGUCAUCUAAUUUCAGCAGCAGAACAACUAUUAAUUAUUGCUUAACUUAAGUUUGAGGGUUGUAGGGACGCUUUGGGAGACAAUGUGGUGUGACAGGCAAGUAGAAGACUAGGGGACAAGAGACCUGGGUUCUUUCUCUGUUCUUGAUCUGUAGCCUUAGACAUCCUGACUUCUUGAGCUUUAGUUUCUUCCUCUGGAUAAUGAGGUGAUUAGGCUAUUGAAUUUUAUAGGGAAAAAUUUUUUAAAAAAGUUCCAAGGUUUCAGGCCAUGCCUGCUGGAUCUUACUCCUCAUGCCAGGGCUGUUGUUUGAAAGCUCACCAUUGAACCUGAUGACCAGGUGACCAGUCAGGUUGGAAAUCACUGAAGUGGAAGACCUCAAAGGUCCCUUAUCUUUUUGUGAUUAUGGGAUCAUAUAAUGCUGUCGUAUUACUUAUUCUACAUAAAUGUGAGUAAUUGAAUAUUAAUCAUAUUUAUCAGUGUUUACAUAUGGGCUUAUAUAAGAAAUGCAUUUUAGUGUGUGUACCUCAACCAACUAUUUCCUAGGGUUUUAGCAAUCUUUGGAACAUAAGUCUUAAAAGCAUAUCUGAUGUUAUUUAUCUGGACAUUUUCCUUUAAUUUUAUUUCUUUAGGGGAAAUUGAGGCUCUGGGAGCCAAAGAAAUAGAAAAACAAAAUUCUCAUGUGAAGUUAAAAGCAAUUACAUCAUUUCUUGCUAUCUGCUACUUUAUGAUGAAAAUUUGAAAAUUACAUGGGAAGAUUUUCCUCUGGGGCAAAGGGUCCUUUUAUUAUAAAGUAGUAUGUCCUUGUUAAAAUAGGAGAGGCAUACGACCACCUUCCCUAAGGGUUGUGAUAUAGACAACGCCACUAAUUCUCAAUCAUUGAAAACCUUUGCAUUCCCUAAAACAAGUGUGUGGGGUCUGGAGGGAAAGAGGAUGUUAAAGUGGAAGCCAGUGUGCAACCAAAGGGGUAAGGAAGGAUGAAGGUGAAGCCCUCAUAGAAGAUGUGCACGGAGAGAGACACAGGAAGGCAGGGUUUCUGUGGCUCUCCAGAUUGUCCCUCUUGUCUAGACUUUCUCUAGACUCCAGAGAGUGAGGCUUCUGCAGGGCACUUGUCUCUCCCUUGUCCUCCCUUAGUUGUCUACUGUGGGAAGAACAGGAGGUAGGAGAGCCUCUUCCGCUUACUCUAAAUCCUGAAUGGUUUCCCUUGAGUCAGAAAACAGUGGUGUGCCAGGUGCGGUGGCGCAUGCCUAUGAUCCCAGCAACUCAGAGGGCUGAGGCUGGAGGGUUGCAAGUUCAAAGCCAGCCUCAGCAAUUUAGCAGUCUCAGCAAUGUAGUGAGACCCUGUUCCAAAAUAAAAAGAACUGGAGAUGCAGCUCAGUGGUAAAGCUCCCCUGGGUAAAUCCCCAGUGCCAAAAGAAAAAAAAAAAAAAGAAAAAAUAGCAAAGAGCUGGCAGAGAAAUAAGAGUCAUCCUUCCCAAUCAUGGUAAAUGCAG
Molecule: messenger RNA, 7580 nt
Organism: Sciurus carolinensis (gray squirrel)
Lineage: Eukaryota; Metazoa; Chordata; Mammalia; Rodentia; Sciuridae
Gene: Cyld
Product: CYLD lysine 63 deubiquitinase
Exons: 19
Coding region: 310-3180 (956 amino acids)
Biological process (GO): regulation of intrinsic apoptotic signaling pathway; protein K63-linked deubiquitination; regulation of mitotic cell cycle
Cellular component (GO): cytosol
Molecular function (GO): K63-linked deubiquitinase activity; cysteine-type deubiquitinase activity
Source: RefSeq, a predicted model, not a curated record